This is a messenger RNA of Gordionus sp. m RMFG-2023, 4577 nucleotides long. RefSeq names its product phospholipase DDHD2-like. Gene Ontology annotation, cellular component: COPII-coated ER to Golgi transport vesicle; cytoplasm. The record is from RefSeq and is a predicted model, not a curated record. Bases 28 to 3660 code for a protein of 1210 amino acids. Gene Ontology annotation, molecular function: protein binding; metal ion binding; glycerophospholipase activity. The transcript has 19 exons. Lineage: Eukaryota; Metazoa; Nematomorpha; Gordioida; Chordodea; Parachordodidae.
UUUUUUAUAUUAUUUUUUUUUUGAGAAAUGUAUAUGUUCAAUAAAUAUGAUGAUAUUGUCCUAACUUACAUUGAUGAAAAUGAUGGUAAAAAUACAGAUGUAAUUGAAAAGGAUGACAAUCUAAUUAAAUCACUUAAAUGUGAUCCUAAAUAUAGGCGUAGAUAUUCAAAAUUUUAUAAUUCUAUUAUGACAACUUCAAAUAAGGAUGUUGAUGAUAUUUCACAUAACAACAAUAGCAUGACACACAUUUCAAAUUAUUUACAGGAUAAAAAAAAUGCAUCAAAUAAAAACAUACAGAAUAGCAAAGAAAAUAAAAGUUUGAAACAUCAUAAGGUUCGUAGGAAAUCAAAUAUUGAGUCCAUUGUCAAUUUUAGCAAAGAAAUACAAUUCAAUAAAUCAAACAUUUUCCCCAAGGAUGAUUUGUCUUCCAAAAAUUUGGAGAGUAUCAACUUUAUAAAUGAUAUUAAUUCAAGUAACUCCCCACCUCCUAUAUUGAGUGCCUCAGCAUUUCCCUCACGUGAAGACUUAGCAACAACCUCUUCUACUAAUUCUGCAAUUUAUAAACCAGUUGAGCCACACUGGUUUUACCAAAAAAAAUGUUUAGACCCACAAGCCCAAUCAGCAGCUAAACUUAGACGUCUCAAGAUAGCAUCUUUGAUUUCUGACAAUAAUACACCUCUUGACCAAACUAAUUUAAAUGUGCCCAAUAUAACAGAUGACAAGAAUGAUGCCAAUGACAGUAAUACAUUGUGUGACGAUAAAGGGUAUACUUGGGAACCCUUUUCCCUUUAUGAUUCCAUCAAGAUUGAACAUAAAUACAGAUAUUUUACAAGCAAUCCCCAAACCAAUCUCAAAAACAAAAAUCUAUAUACGGUUCACACCGAUGGUGGCCGAUACGAUGUCGACCUCCUACGAUUGCAAAAAAAGGCCGUUUACUGGACCGAAACUUACGAUAAUACCGACUCUGGUAUUAAGGCAAAUCAAGACCAAUUUCUCGACAGCGAUCUUGGUAAUAGAUUAAAUCGUGACGAUCAGAAUGACGCGGCUUGUUGCGAGGUCAGAAGAUGCACUUGGUUUUACGUCGAUGCCGCCGCCGGGGACAACAAAUACAUCCCGUACUCUAAUCAUUUGGCUGAAAAAUUGGAAGAAGAGUACAGAAGGGGUAUUCAAUCCGACUCAUGGAAUAGGCGGAUCGAUUUAGAGCCAUUCAAGGAAUGCAUAAUUAUGCACGACCCCAAACACAUGGUUCAUCUCAAACCCAUGCUCAGGAAAGACGAAUGGGGAGCCGUUUUCGAUGGCAAGACGAGCUCUCUUAUAGUCAAGAGGGGAGUGGAAGACUACGAUAGAAUAAAAGAGGAUGAGAUGCCACGCAUAGAUCACGUGAUAUUCGUUAUCCACGGCAUAGGGGAAUAUUGCGAUUUCAAAUUUCGCACAAUCAACCAAUGCGUCGAUGGGAUGAGGGAUAUGAGUGCCAACCUGCUAAAGUCUCACUUCAAGCAAUAUUUGGAGAAGGGGCUAAUUGGGCGAGUCGAAUUUAUACCCUGUAAUUGGCACAAAAUUUUACAUAGUGAAUCAACUGGAGUUGACAGCCGUUUGCAAUCAAUUACCUUAUCCAGCAUUAAAAAACUCAGAGACUAUACCAACGACACAUUAGUUGAUAUCCUCUUUUACACUAGCCCUAUAUAUUGUCAAACCAUCAUAGACACGGUUGGGAACGAACUCAAUCGACUCUAUCAAUUGUUCAUGGAUAGGAAUCCAGGGUUCGAUGGAACUGUAUCCGUUAUAGGACAUAGUUUAGGAUCCCUGAUAGCCUUUGACUUGCUUAGCCAUCAAACGGCGCGCUCAAAAUUUUCGGAAGAAUCUUUAGACGAUUCAAAAAUUGAUUACAAAACGGAUCAAGAAAAGAGGCCUUCAUUUACUAUAGGGGACGAGGCGACCGAAGUACAAUCAUUGGACGGAACCAGCAGCGACCUGAUAAUUUUACCCAAAAAAUCAUUAAUUGUUCAACCUCAGUCCGAAAAUCCGGGGAAUACUGGUUAUCUUCAACAAGAGAAACCCGUUAAUUUAAACGAUUUUCUUAAGAACGACUUAAAUUUAGACCAGGAAUGGAUUGCUAUUUUGGAGAGAGAACGAAUGGAUUUUGAAGCAUUGCUUCUCUGCGACGAUAACGAUUUAAAAGCCUUAGGAAUUCCCUUAGGGCCGAGGCUUAAAAUUUUGAAGCACGUUACUAGGCAUCCUUCCUAUUCCAGAAAGCAUUCUCAUAUAUUUAUUUGUUGGAUACAGGUUAGGCAGAAGUACACCUCAGCCCCCAAGCUUUCCAUCGAGAAUUCAAUUUUAUCCCGAGCCGGUCUAGCCGGGACAGGCCAGCCAUACGUGACCUACGAUCGAUUGGCCUUUGAACCAGUUUGUUUCUUUGCAAUGGGAUCUCCUAUAGGGUUGUUCCUGACAAUCAGAGGCAUUGAAUUGAUUGGCGAGAAAUAUUCUCUUCCCACUUGCCCUCAUUUUUACAACAUAUUUCACCCUUACGAUCCGGUAGCCUUUCGCAUAGAACCCCUAAUUUUACCCUUCCCGAAACUUAAACCUGUCUUAAUUCCUCAUCAUAAAGGACGCAAAAGAAUGCAUAUAGAAUUGAGAGAAAACUUAAACAAAAUGAGAUUCGAUUUUAAGCAAAGUCUUUACCAAACAUUCAAGCACACAAUGGAUUCAUUGCAUCACAUAUCUUUCAUUGGAAACAACUCCAUUGAAAAUCAAAAAAGCUCUACCACUCUACCCAUAUCACGGGUUGCCUCCGUUCCGCCUAAUACACCCACCACUCUACCCGUCUCACGCGUAGCUUCCGUUCCGCCUACUCCUUCUAUUCUUGACCGUCUUCUAAAACGUGGUUCCGUUAUCCGUUACUCCGCAGAGAGCCAGUCCUUGGUCGAACCCAACGAUCCCUGGAGAGGGAAAGGAGAAGAAGAUACUGAGGAAAGGGGAGUAUUGAAUGGUUUGAAGCGAAGUAUCAUGGGAGAAGGAAGAACCUCUAGACCAUCUUUGCAAAUUAGUGACCCAACGUUUAUCAAAGAAUUAGCGGAGAGGGUUAGAAAGCACGAACAUUUCAAAAACAAUCCUUUACUCCUACACUCCAACCUUGACAAUUCGACCAACAACUUGAUCGAAGAACCGAGCAACGAAAAGUACCAUUCUGCCACAAACUCCUUAGAUAUAUCUUUCGAAAAUUUAAUCGACCACGAUGACCAAAGCAAGGAAAACGCAAAUUCAGACAGUGGUAUGGUACGUUCAUAUUCCGAAUUUACCGGAAAGGAUGCGCUAAAAUCUAUAGCUAAUGGCUCCAUUUCUAGCCGUACCAGAGAGAAUUUUAGCCAUUAUCCCGAACAACCUACCCCUUUAACAGAAACCGAAGAUCCAAACAUCGUGAUGGGAAAUAUGAACGCUGGUAGGCGCAUCGAUUUUGCUCUUCAAGAAAAACCCAUAGAAAUUUUCAACGAAUACAUAUUUGCUCUUCAUAGCCACGUUUGUUAUUGGGAAUCAGAGGAUACUAUAUUAAUGAUACUCAACGAAUUAUAUUCCUUGAAAGGUGAUAUCCAUGGAUCUCUUCAAACCACGCUAUUCGAAGAAUUCAGAGAAGCUUUUAUCCCUUCACUUUUUGCCAAAAAAUAAUAAUUUUUAAUUGUACAUUUUUAUAAAUAUUUCUGAUAAAAGUUUGAAAAAGAUUCAAUCUAUUUUUAAAUACAUGAUAUGAAUGGCUAAAACCAAAAAAAAAUAAUUUAAAACAUCCUCUUCCCCCUCAAAUAUUUUUUUAAAUUAAUUUUCUUUUAAAAUUCUUCUUUUCAAAUAUAUUAAAAUAUUAUUACUAUCGAAAUAAUCGAGCAACUUCUCGUUAUACAAUAUAGAAAAAAACUAUUGUGCAGUUUAAAAAAAUAUUAAUUUAGUAUAUUGGAAUAUACUAUGGUAUUUUUAUAGAAUAGAUUACUUUGGAAAUUUUUUUCAUAUAUUUAUUUAUUUCCACAUAUUUCAUCGAUUGAUAUUUGAAUGACCAAACUGCCAUUUUUUCAUGUAUUUUAUUUUUUUUAAAGGAAACCAUGCACGCACCAAAAAAAUAUCAAAACUUUUGAUCGUUUAAAUUAUUAGUUUUUUUUAAAAAAACUUUACUUUAAACAUAUUAUCUUACAUAUUAAUACAAAAUAUAGAUAUCACAUUUUACCUUGUAAAAUAUGAUUGCAUAAAGCUUCAUUCUGUUGAAGUAUAUAUUUCAAAUCUGAAAAAUAUUUUUUUAAACUUAACUAUAUAAUUUUAAACUUGCAAAAUAUCAUUUUAAAAUUAUUUAGCAAAUUUUAAUAGAUAGAUACACUUAAAGUUUAAAUGACAUUACAAAUUUGGAAUUAUAUAGAAUUGAAAUUUAGAAUAAUUCUAAUAUUCACAUAUUAGGUUUUAUUAUUAUUUACAAUGAUUUAUAUCUACGCUUCCAUACAAAUAAACCUUAUUUUUUUUAUAAAUUCUCUACUUCCUUUAAAAAUAUAUAUCAAAAAAAAUUUGACCUUAUACAUAUUUAAAGAAUAUUUUUCAAUUUCAUUUAA